Molecule: messenger RNA, 4092 nt
Organism: Xiphias gladius (swordfish)
Lineage: Eukaryota; Metazoa; Chordata; Actinopteri; Istiophoriformes; Xiphiidae
Gene: ppp1caa
Product: protein phosphatase 1, catalytic subunit, alpha isozyme a
Exons: 8
Coding region: 240-1238 (332 amino acids)
Cellular component (GO): nucleus; cytoplasm
Molecular function (GO): protein serine/threonine phosphatase activity
Source: RefSeq, a predicted model, not a curated record
CGGUUUGAUUCAGCCUCCUGCGUUACCGUAGACAACUCGGUAGAAACGGCCCUCCUUUAAAGUUCCUGGGGGAAGAGUGAAGAGACUCGGACAAACCAAGGGAAAGGUGCCAAGAUUGAGCUCACAGGAUAAAUAUUUACAUAUUAUUCAUUCCGGGAGGACUGGUGUUAAAUUGAAGACAAGGUGCAACACGAAAAACCAAGGUCUCCACUGCUCGAGAACGUCAGAAAAUAAAGAAAAUGGCGGAGCCGGACAAAUUAAACAUCGACUCUAUAAUUCAGCGUCUCUUGGAAGUCAAGGGCUCUCGGCCAGGGAAGAACGUCCAGCUGACAGAGAGUGAGAUCCGUGGCCUUUGCCUCAAGUCCCGUGAAAUCUUCCUGAGUCAGCCAAUCCUGCUUGAACUAGAGGCUCCCCUCAAAAUCUGUGGUGAUGUCCAUGGUCAGUACUAUGAUCUGCUCCGGCUUUUUGAAUAUGGAGGCUUCCCCCCAGAAAGCAACUACCUGUUCCUGGGUGACUAUGUAGACAGAGGGAAGCAGUCAUUGGAGACUAUAUGCCUGCUUCUAGCUUACAAGAUUAAAUAUCCAGAGAACUUUUUCCUGCUGCGUGGCAACCAUGAAUGCGCCUCUAUUAAUCGAAUCUACGGCUUCUAUGAUGAGUGUAAGCGACGGUAUAACAUUAAGCUGUGGAAGACCUUCACAGAUUGCUUCAACUGUCUACCUGUGGCUGCCAUUGUAGAUGAGAAAAUCUUCUGCUGUCAUGGAGGCCUCUCUCCUGAUCUUCAGUCGAUGGAGCAGAUCCGCAGAGUAAUGCGACCCACAGACGUUCCUGACCAGGGUUUGUUGUGUGACCUGUUGUGGGCCGAUCCAGACAAAGAUGUGCUAGGCUGGGGUGAAAAUGACCGUGGUGUCUCCUUCACAUUCGGGGCAGAUGUGGUGGCAAAAUUUUUGCACAAACACGACAUGGACCUAAUAUGCAGGGCACAUCAGGUGGUAGAAGACGGUUAUGAGUUUUUCGCAAAGAGGCAGCUUGUCACCUUAUUCUCGGCUCCCAACUACUGUGGAGAGUUUGACAACGCUGGUGCCAUGAUGAGUGUUGAUGAGACACUCAUGUGCUCCUUCCAGAUUCUGAAGCCAGCAGAUAAGAAAUUGUAUCCUUAUGGCGGAGGGGGAGGAAUGGGAUCUGGGAGACCGGUCACCCCGCCACGAAAUUCAGCCAAGUCUGCCAAGGCCAAGAAAUAACACCCGCUGGGUCCCCCCUCCAACAACCUGCCACCCCCUGUCGGCCCAACGCUCUUUUUUCCUCUACCUCCCAAACUUGUUUCUCCCUCGUCACAAAACGGCAACAAAGCAAACAAGUGUCCAGGGUUCAAUCAUGUUUUUUCUCUUUAAAACUAUUUUUAACUGUUUGUUUGGCUGUUUGCGUGUAUUUUUUUGUGUAUGAAUGUGUAUAAAAAGUGAGAAUGAUACAGAGGGAAUUGCUUUUCUUUUUUUUUUCUUCCUUCUGUAGGCUACCCUCUGUUCUGUUUUCCUGUCAUUUUGUAGAGAUGGGUUCCAACCUAUCUGUGAUGUAAAUUCAAACCUGGGUGCAGGGGAGGAGGGGAAGGGGGAGAAAAAGAGGAGCCUUAGCUGUUUAUGUUAAGGCGCCGCACUGUUUAAUGCUAAACACAAGCUUUUGUACAUCCUGUUUCAGAGGUCUGUGUAUGUCUGUGUGAUGGGUGGGGAGGGAGCGGGGGAUGGGGUCAAGUUGCACGGUCAAACGUUAAUGGCACAUACCACACACUGUGUGCACAGGUGGAUGUGGAUGUAUAUGUGCAAAAAAAACGUCUCAUUGUGAAUCCUUGAAUGAAAUGGAUUCACAAUGAGGCGGUUUUUUUUUGUUUUGUUCUUUUUUUUUUGUUUUCUCUUCCUUUUGAAAACCAAUGAUUUGAGAAUACAGUCAUGGAUGUGAAAUAGUUUUGCUUCUUUUGUAGAUACACAAAACCACUUUUUUUCUUCUUUUUUUUUCUUUUUUUUUUUUUCUUUUUUUUCUUUUUUAGUUCACUGACGGUUAAGUUGAAUAAAAAUAACCAUUUAUUUGAAUUAUGCCAUCACGCUGAUCACUUUGUGUUUGCCAUUGCUUUGUCCUGUCUGUCAGCGACCUUUGCCAUGCAUAGUGGCUGCUCUUGUCUGUGAGAUUGGAUUGACAAUACACACCAGCUUGAAGCAUGUUUUAUGAAUGAGGCUUACAAAAAUGUAGAAGCUGGAAAGUGAGAUUUUGGCCCGCUUUACAUACUGGUCAAACAAAAGGUUAUUUCACAUGUUGCUUCACUGUGAUGUAGCCAAAGAUUAUGUUUCGUGGAAAUUCAUGGACUGUAGGAAAACACAGCCAGACAUAACCUGUUUUAUCACAAAAAGAAAAGAGGAUUCAUUACGAAUCUAUUCAAUGCCAAAUGUUUUUUUCAAAAGACUGUUGGAUGAUUAUGAAGAAUGACUAGUUACUAAAUUUUUAGGAGGAAGAGUUGACAGAGAAAGGGAGUGAGGGUCUCUGUCACUGAGCAUCUGUUACUCAUUGCCUCACAAAUGUUAUGGGAAAUCCGAAAGCUCACAGCACUCGGUAUAAUUCAACAUCACCGUGUACAGUUAAUGUUCCACAAGUAGAUGCCACAAUUUAUCCAACAUUUAAUCUACACUGAACUUUAACCCAGUACUGUAUACUCAAGACGCCUACUGAGGAGAAAGUGGGUUGGUUUCCAUAUAUUUUGUCGUGAUCAAAGGCAAAAACUACCAAUGGGAGGUGAGAUGGUGAAUCAUUGCUCUGACAUUUCCAGUUGGAAAUGCUCUCGUCAAGUCCACUUGGAGUGAGUGGGCUUAUUUAAAUAUAAACCCUCGCCCAAUGGGGGUUGCGUGCAAGCUAAAACAGAGAACAUCAGAGCUAAAGACAGUUAGCAGACAGUCCUUCAAACCUGGUGGAGAAUCUGAGCACAAAAUCCUUGUGUUAGUGUAAGACAAACAUGCACAGGAUAAUUAUGCACAGCAGACUUCCAAUGAAUAUAUCUUAGAGUUUCGGUUGCAACGCCAGUUAAUUCCCUGCUGAACUACUGCUGUAUAGUAAUUAGUAAAUAGUUUUGAUGCUGCUUAUGAUGUGCUAUGUAAAAUAUAUUGAUAAGAACAUGGAAGUGCUUGCAUUGCUUUUGACUGCGAUCGUCAUUCUCAGUUGCUGGAGGUAUGUUCUACUUUUCAUUCAGCAACGUGCUGUUGAAAAAAAAAGCAUAAAGAGCCAUAGACAGAAUCAAGUAACUUACAUAUAAGAUGUUAUCAGAGUUGAUCCUGUGAAAAUGGAACCCUGAAUACAGUUUCCUCGAUUGAAUUCAGAUUCAGAAAGACAUUUUGUUUUUGCAUGUUUCUAUAGGCUAGUUUUUUGUUUGUUUUUUUUGAAAAAUAGGAAUAAUCUCUUUCUGUCACUUCACGUCCCCCAUUGGCCAUUUUGCAUCACCUUUACUGCUUAUUAAGUUCAGCUGGCAUACAGGGUUUCCCCUGUGCAAGCAGUCCAUGGUUCAGCGCAGGCUGUGGCAGCUGGCGAAACCGUAUUUCUUUCUGCAGUGUUUCAGGGUAUCUCGCCGCCCACUUCUAAUAACCCAAACACGCUCUUUCCCUCCAUUACAUAAGUGGUGUGUCUGGUUUAAUUUGUCUGCCGUCUGUCCUCAUUCUUCAACCCCCUGUCCAAUAAUGAACACACGCAAUCGCAGCUCUCCAGAUUGCAAAGCCACUAAAUAUUGGUCAAGUUGAAAUUCAGCUGUCGUCCUGCCCCACCUUUCUCCCCCCAUUUUCUCAGCCAGACGUUUUCAACUUAGUACCUCAGAUUUUUCUUUUUUUCUUUUUAAUGAAAUCAAUGUAAGUAAUCGAAAAGUAAGGAAUCCUGCAAUGCUUUUUUUUAACAUACUCUAUUUUUCAUACAGUGCGACACAUAACUGCAUCGGGUAUUGUGUAGGGGUGGGCAGGUGAAGAAAACAUCAUUGGACUUGUGUGCUCACGUUCAAUUCACAUCCAGUAAGAUCAACUCAGGAAGUGAUGUUUAAAUUAAAAAUGAAGUUCAAUGGUGUGAUUCAUAGGCUAA